Messenger RNA from Leptosia nina, 495 nucleotides. Lineage: Eukaryota; Metazoa; Arthropoda; Insecta; Lepidoptera; Pieridae. The record is from the annotation of a GenBank genome assembly.
AUGUUGAUACUUCAAUGUUGCCUACCAACGGUGGCUUUAAAGAAGACUUCGAAUGAGUUUAUGGUUGAGAAUAAACGAACGCAUAUGAGGCAAAACUACUUUGUACAGAGUGCUUUGAAUGAUGAGAAUCCUGAUGACAGGUACGGAAUAGCUUAUACAGCGGAAUCGUUGAAUCCGACAAGCCCAGAAGAACUGCCCGCACUGAUUGUCGACUAUGCUAAUAUGAUAAGAAACGACAUCAUUCUCUUGGAUAAUUCAGUAGAGACGAGAACUAGGAAACGCGGUAAUGUUAAAGUCGAAAAUUAUAAUAAUAAUGGUCAUCGAGAGGUGCCCUGUAACUGUGAACAAGGAGGUAUAACAGUUUUGAAAAGGAAGAAAUAUGGUGACAGAUCAAUGGAAGACCUACCCGAGGACCUCGGAAAGAGAUGGGUAGCUGUAAAGAAACCAAUCACCGUUGCGUGUUUUUGUAGCGCCGAUUACAGAGAACAAUAUUGA